Schistocerca cancellata (South American locust) is the source of this 790-nucleotide messenger RNA. RefSeq names its product glutathione S-transferase 1-like. Gene Ontology annotation, biological process: glutathione metabolic process. NCBI's taxonomy places the organism in Eukaryota, Metazoa, Arthropoda, Insecta, Orthoptera, Acrididae. Gene Ontology annotation, molecular function: glutathione transferase activity. The transcript is spliced from 6 exons. The record is from RefSeq and is a predicted model, not a curated record. The coding region runs from base 58 to 702 and encodes 214 amino acids.
CCGGCAAGCAGAUCUGCGCCCAGCUCAUCGCAGCCAGACGCCACACCUGAAAGCAAAAUGGCUCCGCUGAUUCUUUACAACCAUCCCUUGAGCCCUCCAUGCCGUCUGGUACGACUGAUCGCCGGUAUCAUCGGUGUUGAUCUAAAAAUAGAGGAUGUAAAGGACGUCUAUAAGGACUUGAAGACGCCUGAAAUGUUGAAGAAAAAUCCCCAACACACAGUUCCUGUAUUGGUAGACAAUGACCUGUACAUUAGUGAAAGCCGUGCCAUUGUCAUGUACCUCGUCUCAAAGUAUGCGAAGGAUGAUUCUCUGUACCCGAAGGAUGUAAACAAACGUGUUCUCGUCGACCAGAGGUUAUUUUUUGAUCAAGACUUGUUCAAGAGAAUUUUGAAUGUUUUCAUGCCAGUAUUUCAAGGCAAAGAAGUGGAACCCAGCAGCAUUGAGAAAGCGAACGACGGUCUGGAAACUUUGAACCGAAUGUUGGACAGCAAACAGUUUCUGGCAGGAGAUAAGGUUACUAUUGCUGAUUACGCCGUCGCUAAUAGUCUGUUGGCAUUGGAGUUAAACCCAAAGAGUGGAGUUGAUGCUACGAAGCAACCUAACGUUAAGCAAUGGCUUCCACGUGUGGAAAGUUCUCACCCAGUAUACGGGAAGAUCGUCAAAGAAUAUCAUGAAGCCCUGAAGAAAAUGAUGCAGAAGUAAAUGCAUUUAAUAUGUACUCGUCUUGUAUAUGUGUGAAAAUAGUAAAAGUGCCAAGAUUUCUAAUCAAAUAAAGUCAUUAUUUUAUUAA